GGGUGUCGGUGCAGGGGCCCAGGAAGUCCCGACAUAUGGCUGUGGGCGGAAACCCGUCCGGGAGCCUCUCCCCAGCCAUGGACAGCCCCAGUCUUCGAGAGCUCCAACAGCCUCUGCUGGCGGGCGUGGGCUGUGGGCCCCCCAUCCAGAAGCCUGGGGAACCUCAGCUGGGGCCUCCCUUUCGAGAGACAGCCUUUGCGGAGUCCCUGGGGGAUUGGCACUUCCUACCGCCACCUCUUCCUUCUGUGAGCGCUGGUCUUGGGGAGCUGGGAACCCCUGACCUGGAGGACCCAUCAUCCAGUGACAGCGACUCGGACUGGGACAGGGGCAGCCUUCUCUCCCCGCUCCUACCCCACGACCACCUCGGGCUGGCUGUCUUCUCCAUGCUCUGCUGUUUCUGGCCCGUGGGCAUCGCAGCCUUCUGCCUGGCCCAGAAGGUCAGUCUGUGGGUAGGUAGGGCUGGAUCUAAGGGGAAAGUGUAUUCAGAACAAAACAGAAGUGCUAUGCGUUGGUGGGGGGCAAAAGUGGAGAGAAGGACCUGCAUAGAAACAUGGAAAGGUAAAACGAGUGUUUCAGAGUGGAAGCCCAGAGCGGUGGUUAGGAAUCUGGGCUCAAAUUCCUAGGCCUGACACACUCCGUUAAGACUUUUGGGCAAGCCACUUAACCUCCCUGGGCCUCAUUUUCCUCACCUGUGAAACGGGAAUAAUUCCUACCUCUGGGUCAUCGUGAGGUUCAGAUGAGUUCGAACGGUGGCACCGAGAGAGAGGUCUAUUUUUAUUAGCCACCCGGGCACCCCUGUGCGUGGCCCACAGUGGCUGCUCCCUGUUUUUGGAAUCUCUGAAUGAGCCUGUGGGUGUGCCGGUGGGGGCAGGUUCAGGACAAGGGUCUGGGGCUGUGGGCAGCGGGGAUGCCUGAGUCACCGCUGCCCAACGCCUCCACAGACCAACAAGGCUUGGGCCAAGGGGGACGUCCAGGGGGCAGGGGCUGCCUCCCGCCGAGCCUUCCUGC
Molecule: messenger RNA, 1008 nt
Organism: Enhydra lutris kenyoni (northern sea otter)
Lineage: Eukaryota; Metazoa; Chordata; Mammalia; Carnivora; Mustelidae
Product: transmembrane protein 91
Exons: 3
Coding region: 36-623 (195 amino acids)
Cellular component (GO): intracellular membrane-bounded organelle; membrane
Source: RefSeq, a predicted model, not a curated record